AUUAGCGCGCUGUCCGUGAUGGUGAAAGGCUGUUCUGAAAGUCACUCACUAAAUUCUCUACUAUUUGGAUUACAAUUGGGAUUAUGAUUUUUUUUUCCUCACAGGACAACAACUAACGACCAAACGACGUAGGAUUACAAUUAUUCCUGAAAAAUGGAAUUAUCCAAUGUCAAUUUGUGAGGAAUGAUGUGCAACACAGUGUGAGGAAUGAUGUGCAACACAGUGUGAGGAGAGGACCAGGCUACAUUCAGUGUCUUGUUGGAUGGCUGGAGGCCCCUGGCCAGCAGAACCUUAGGAGUCAGCAUGGCAAAGAUCUGCACAGACCAGUCCUACCCGGCAAUGACCCGGCAACGGCCAUCUCUCUGCACGCCAAAUGACAAUCUGGAUUCCAUUGAGAACGGAACCCCAAGGUCCAACUCAGAGUGUGAGGACACCUCGUCAGAGAUUCAGGGUUCUGCCUCCGUGUUAACCAUCAGACACCCAGAGUCUCACAGAGAUUCCUUCACAGGGUCAGGAGCCCUGGCCAGGAUGCACCGUGAGGUGGAGAGACCGGACUCCUUCCUGGAGCGCUUCAGGACCCCUGAGCUCAAAGAGGUCUCCAGCAGAGAGAGCAACGCACGGUCACAGGGAUACCCCGACAGAGUCCGUAAGAGGAACCAAGUCAGUCAAUGGCCGCUGGCUAUGUACAAUAUGAACAACUGCAACAACACAGAUGACAAAAAAGAUGACAAGAAGGACGAAAUAAAGAAAGAGGAAAAAAAACAGGAAGCGCAAGAAGAUGAGAAGAAAGAGGAGGAGCCUAAGAAGGAGGAGCCUAAGAAGGAGGAGCCUAAGAAGGAGGAGCCUAAGAAGGAGGAGAAGAAGAAGGAGGAGCCCCCGAAAGAGAUUUGGAUCAUGGACCCAUCAGCAGACAAAUACUACACAUGGCUCACCAUCAUAGCAGCACCAUGUUUCUACAACCUGAUGAUGCUAGUGACCAGGGCAUGUUUUAACGAACUCCAGAACACAUACACAAUACUGUGGAUUGUCCUGGACUACACCUCAGACUUAGUCUACUACGCAGACACAUUCGUCAGGUCUAGAACAGGUUAUUUGGAACAGGGGCUGCUUGUGAAAGACAAACAAAAGCUUCUAGACAAAUACAGACAAACGGAACAGUUCAAAUGGGACGUCAUUUCAAUGAUACCCACAGACCUGCUUUUUCUGAAAGUGGGCAUCAACAACCCCGAGCUCAGACUGAACCGGCUUGCAAAGAUGAACCGCCUCUUUGAGUACUUUGACCGCACAGAAACCAGAACCAGCUUCCCCAACGUUUUCCGAAUCAGCAACCUGGUACUUUACAUCCUGAUCAUCAUCCACUGGAACGCCUGCAUCUUCUUCGCCAUCUCCAAGACCAUCGGGUUCGGGUCCGACACAUGGGUGUACCCAAACAUCAGUCACCCUGAGCACGGCCGCCUUUCCAGGAAGUACAUCUACUGUCUCUAUUGGUCGACCCUGACACUUACCACCAUCGGAGAAACCCCGCCCCCCGUCAGGGACUUUGAGUACCUCUUCGUGGUCGCCGACUUCCUCAUCGGCGUGCUGAUUUUCGCCACCAUUGUCGGUAAUGUUGGCGCCAUGAUCUCCAACAUGAACAAAAACCGUGCAGACUUCCAGGCUAAGAUCGACUCCAUCAAGCAAUACAUGCAGUUCCGUAAGGUCUCCAAGGAUCUGGAGGCCAGGGUCAUCAAGUGGUUUGACUACCUCUGGACGGAGAAGAAGACCUGCGAUGAGAAGGAGGUGCUGAAGAACCUGCCGGACAAGCUGAAGGCCGAGAUUGCCAUCGACGUCCAUCUGGAUACCCUGAAGAAAGUGAAAAUCUUCCAGGAAUGCGAGGCUGGGCUGCUUAUUGAGUUGGUGAUGAAGCUGCAGCCUCAGGUGUUCUCCCCAGGAGAUUACAUCUGUAAGAAGGGAGACAUCGGCAGAGAGAUGUACAUCAUUAAGGAAGGGAAGCUAGCUGUGGUUGCGGAAGACGGGGUGACACAGUGGUGUGUGCUCAGCGAUGGAGCGUACUUUGGAGAUAUCAGUAUCCUAGGCAUCAAGGGUUCCAAAGCUGGUAACAGGAGAACGGCCAACAUCAGGAGCGUGGGUUACUCUGACCUCUUCGCUCUGUCGAAAGAUGAUCUCAUGGAGGCUCUUACCGAGUAUCCCGAAGCCAAGAAGAUCCUGGAAGAGAAGGGAAAGGCUACGCUGAUGAAGGACAACAUGAUCGAUGAGGAAAUCGCUAAUGCAGGUGCCGACCCCAAGGACAUGGAGGAGAAGAUCCUCAGGCUGGAAAGUAAUAUGGAAAUCAUGACGUCCAAGUUGGCCAAGAUCAUGGCUGAGUUCACAUCCGGCCAGGGCAAGAUUAAACAGAGGAUCACCGACAUGGAGUCAACAGUGAAGUCGGUCCGGCCCGAGGAUAUAUCUGAGGUGGUGGCCGACAAGUAGACCAAAUAGGCACACGACACAAUGUAUUUACCCAGAGACUUUAGGAACCUUUCACACUGAGCAAUGCAGAGUAAAAGGACGAAGCCAACUCAACGUGUUUCAAUAGGGAAGGUGCGUCGGAGUGGGAGAGGUGAAGGUGUACCAGGGUGCGUGAAGUUGUACAAAACGUGGCAUUCCUCCGUUAGCUCUGUGUGGGAUGUGUUGCCAGUGUGUGUGAGCCCUUACAGUUAACACAGAGAUGUUAUUUUUGGUUUUCAAAAAACAAUACAUAAAACGGUAGAUAGUUUGAUACUUUUUGACUGUUCGUAUUUAUACAUCAUAUGUACAUUACCAACCGCGUAUUAUGUACCUUCUUAUUGAGUAAAAAUGCACCUCUAAAUAUGUGUCAAAUGUCAAUAUGUUCAUAUCCAGUGUAUGCAGUGGAUACAGCUUUCCAUAUGCAGUGACCGAGAAGUUACAGACUUGUGCAUCUCCAAAAUCAGAAUCGUGGCAUGGAACUGGUUUCGAGACACUCGUUGGGGCAGUAAGAGAGUCGGGUCGAUUCAAUUCCAGUCCAUUCAGAGACCCACAUUUCUAUUCCAAUUUCAAUACUCUUCAAUGCUUUACAAUUAGUAACAUUUAGAAUUGUAAUCGUGAUUUGGUUUACUUUCUGAAUUGAAAUGGAAUCGACCCCACACCCUGGUAAAGAGACAAACUCUUUUUGUACAGGACAUUUUCAUAAUAUAGCCUUUAGUGGUUUUGGAAAUGUAUUCUUUAUUUUUCAAAUGUUAUGAGUCUAGUUGAAUGAAGUGCUUCACAGAGAGUAUUAUAAUUUAGUAUUAUUGAUCAUCUGUCAAUGUGUAUGAAUGUGGCAUGCAUGAAACAUAUUCUAAUGGAUUCUAUUUCUAUGGCGACUACAGUCCACAACGGUGUAUUUUACAACGGAGGUUAUCAUCUCAUUUGAUAACUUAAAAAGUUAUGAAAAACUUGACCAAAACAUUAGUGUACCUCAAAUAUGCACAAAUCACAAGACCAGACUGUCAUCAAAAACGUGUAUUUGAUCUGGCGUGAUCUACAAUAUAAAUAUGAAAUGUGCAAUGGUAUGUAUUAGCAAGUGUUCAAUUCCAACCAAAAGAUUAAUAAUAAAAACCAAAUG
This is a messenger RNA of Oncorhynchus kisutch (coho salmon), 3604 nucleotides long. Its product is annotated as cyclic nucleotide-gated channel cone photoreceptor subunit alpha-like. The record is from RefSeq and is a predicted model, not a curated record. Gene Ontology annotation, cellular component: plasma membrane; intracellular cyclic nucleotide activated cation channel complex. Bases 304 to 2469 code for a protein of 721 amino acids. NCBI's taxonomy places the organism in Eukaryota, Metazoa, Chordata, Actinopteri, Salmoniformes, Salmonidae. Gene Ontology annotation, molecular function: intracellularly cGMP-activated cation channel activity; cGMP binding; protein-containing complex binding. The transcript has 9 exons. Gene Ontology annotation, biological process: monoatomic cation transmembrane transport.